This is a messenger RNA of Plasmodium malariae, 2076 nucleotides long. Its product is annotated as tRNA N6-adenosine threonylcarbamoyltransferase, putative. NCBI's taxonomy places the organism in Eukaryota, Apicomplexa, Aconoidasida, Haemosporida, Plasmodiidae. The transcript has 5 exons. Bases 1 to 2076 code for a protein of 691 amino acids. Gene Ontology annotation, cellular component: mitochondrion. The record is from RefSeq and is a predicted model, not a curated record.
AUGAAAAAUGCUGUCAAAAACAUUGCUUUGUGUUUAUUCAUCUUUUUGAAUCUUUUCCCGUGUUCAUACAAUUCGUACAAGAUUGAUAAUAUAAGAAUUAAAAACCCACAAUUCAGCGAUGUUUUGGAAAGGACAGUGAAAAAAAUUAAUAAAUACAUUGAAGAUAACAAUGAUAAUUAUGAUAUAUGUAAAUACAAAAAAAUUCCGAGGAUUUUAAUAGAAAGGAAUAAACUGAAAGAUAAUAAAAAAACAAAAUAUAUAGUUGGUAUAGAAAACACUUGUGAUGAUACUUGUAUUUGUAUAAUUGAUUCUAACCUUAACAUAAUUAAAAAUAUUAUCAUUUCCCAUUUCAAAGUUGUUCAUAAGUACGAAGGUGUGUAUCCAUUUUUCAUUAGCUCAAUUAAUAACCUGUUCUUAAAGCCCUAUGUGCAGAAGGCUUUGGAGGGAAUUGAUACGAAGAAAAUUCACUGCUUUGGUUUGAGCGUGUGUCCAGGUAUAGCAAAAAAUAUGGACGUAGCAAAAAAUUAUAUAGGGGAGAUACAAAAUAAAAUGGAUAAUAUAAAAAUAAGCUCCGUAAAUCAUAUAUUUGCACACAUCCUUUCACCAUUAUUUCUAAAUUUUUAUGACGAUAAAAAAACGUUCACAAAUAAUAGCGAGUACAGAAAGGAAUAUAUAAAUAGUUGCAUAAAUCAAAGCCUUAUUAAUUGGAAUGUCCAAGAUACUAUAAAAAAGGAUAAGGAGCAAAUGGACAAAGUAAAAGGUAUUCUACAAGUUUUAAACAGUAAUAAUGUAACUAGACAGAAGUUGAAAGUUUUGAGCGCGGAAGAAUUUUUGAAUUAUGGAUCUUAUGUUAUAAAAAAGGAGGACGAAAAGGAAGAAGUUGAAGAUGAGGAUGCACGAGUAGACAUAGGAGAAGACAGGAAGAACAUAAGCGAAAUAAAGACAAAUGACAAUUUAAAGAACGUGCAAAGAGGGGGGUACUUAACAGAUGGAUAUGUUUGUAUUUUAGUUUCAGGGGGUAGCACGCAAGUGUACAUGAUUCGAAAAAAUAAAAAAAAUGAUAUUAACGUCAGCAAAAUAUCACAAACAGUUGAUAUAUCUAUAGGAGAUAUAAUUGAUAAAAUUGCAAGAUAUCUUCAACUACCUGUGGGUUUAGGGGGAGGUCCCUUUCUUGAAAAGAAAUCAGAAGAAUUUAUUUCAGAAUUAAAAAAACAAAAAAUUAAUGAAGAAGCUUGUAAAGAUCCUUUUCAGCCUUUUCCUUUACCGUUCUCUUCUAACAACAUAGUUGAUUUUUCCUUUUCAGGCAUUUUUAACCACAUGAAAAAAAUUAUAAUCGAGCUAAAAAAAGAAGAAUCAUUUGAAAAAGAAAAAGACAGAUAUGCAUAUUUCUGCCAGAAAAACAUAUUUAAGCAUUUAUUGAAACAGAUUAAUAAAAUAAUGUAUUUUUGUGAGCUUCAUUUUAAUAUAAAAAACUUAUGCAUAGUAGGUGGGGUAGGAUGUAACAAUUUUUUGUUUGAAAGUUUAAAAAAUAUGGCUUUAAGUAGAAGUAAAACCGAAAAUCAGAUAAAAGAAUAUAGAAAAUUGAAAAAAAGAUUAAAAAAAAAGGUAAACAAAAUUGAAGACAUAAAUUAUUUGAAUUCAAAAAUGUCAAAAAAUAUAAUACGUAAUGAAAAUGCGAUAAGCUCAUCUGAAGCUUGGGAUAUUUAUUUAAAAUAUCUCUUAAAAAAAAAAACAAAGGACAGUAUUUUAUCAUCCUUAAAAUUAUUAAAUUUUGAAGAAUUUUCGGAGCUAAAGGAAAAAGGGUAUUUUCUUUUUGAAAGGGAUAUUUUCAUAACUCCAAAUUCAUCCUCGUGGAGUGUGUACAAGACCCCCACAAAUCUUAGCAGAGACAAUGCAGCUAUGAUUUGUUUUAGCACCUUUCUGAAUCUGCAUAAUAACGUCAAUAUUCAUGAAGACCCAUCUGAAAUUAAAAUUAAGUCAACAGUGAAAACAAAGCUGGAAAAUAAUUUCCUUCUCUUUUCGGAUAUCAUUGUUUUUGAUGUAUUUUUGGAGUAUCUUAAUAAUAAAAAAAAUUAA